Messenger RNA from Phragmites australis (common reed), 708 nucleotides. RefSeq lists its product as uncharacterized. The record is from RefSeq and is a predicted model, not a curated record. NCBI's taxonomy places the organism in Eukaryota, Viridiplantae, Streptophyta, Magnoliopsida, Poales, Poaceae. Bases 1 to 708 code for a protein of 235 amino acids. The transcript is spliced from 5 exons.
AUGUCGCCCAAAAGUUUUUCCGAGAGAUCACGACGGCCCCGGCGGCGGCAGGAGGCUCUCGCGCGUGCCAAGACGGGCAGAGGAGGGAGAAAUGCUGGUAGGUUCUGCGCGAGAGGGCUGUUCGGCGACGGCGGGGGAGACGGCUUCCGGGCCGUGAGAAGGGUGGUGAAGCUGAACUCUGACAUCCAGAACCGGAGCGUCAGGGAGCUGCUGGAGCUGCUCGGCGACCAAAAAGGGAUCACAUCCGUACUGCUGCCUGCAAUCCUGCAUUUUGACCCGAAACAUUCUUGGCAGGACAUGUCCCUUCUUCUCCAUGCAAUGAUGGUCAGGCACCAUGUAUCUUUCGUGCUCAAACCGACGGAGAAGGAAGCAGGUUUCGACCUGGGCAUAAAAUGGUCUCUAUGUUUCAUUGGAAAUAAUUACUUGCAGGGGAAGAAGCUGCCUUGGGGCAUUGACUGCAAUGUCUCUACUUCUCACGUCUAUAGGGGCCUCUUGCUCAUCAGCCAAGUGAACAAGACAUGCGUGCCACUUCUUCAGGGGAUUCUUCAGAUCAUCCAGCAGAACUUGGACGCGGUAAUUUCGACCAUCGUGCACAAGGUUCUGCCAGAAGAUACUCUGGACGAGAAGAGCAGCAGCUCAACCAUUUGGUGCGUCAUCGUUGGCCUGGUGGUCAUGGUACUGUUCAACGCCAUGUUCAGGAACUUGUAG